Messenger RNA from Cyprinodon tularosa, 1991 nucleotides. It is a transcript of the gene adora2aa, whose product is annotated as adenosine A2a receptor a. Gene Ontology annotation, biological process: G protein-coupled adenosine receptor signaling pathway; adenylate cyclase-activating G protein-coupled receptor signaling pathway. Gene Ontology annotation, molecular function: G protein-coupled adenosine receptor activity. The record is from RefSeq and is a predicted model, not a curated record. Gene Ontology annotation, cellular component: membrane. NCBI's taxonomy places the organism in Eukaryota, Metazoa, Chordata, Actinopteri, Cyprinodontiformes, Cyprinodontidae.
CAUAAUUCCUAGUUCCUGUGAUGUGUGGAGCUGGAAUCAUCUUAUCCCUGAGUUAAGGGACAGAAGAGGAGCUAUUUUUUCAAGGAGUCACUUAUGUGGAUUUGAGACAAACCCAUGUGAAAGUUUUGUUUUCAGUUGUCUCUGCUUAGCAGACGGGAACCCAGCCCUGCUGUUUUGUGUUUUCCUGCUGGUUGCCUCUGUAAGCCCUGGAGGUGAAGAGGCUCACAGGCUGGCAGGCUGCAGCUAUGGACUUUGAGAGGUUCCCUCCUUUCUCAUCAGUGACCCCUCCUUUUAAAUCACCAUGUCGGACGACUUUGCUGCCUCCAUCCUCUACAUUGUCCUGGAGCUGUUGAUUGCAGUGUUCUCCGUGCUGGGAAAUGUGUUGGUCUGCUGGGCCGUUUGCCUUAACAGUAACCUGCAGAGCAUCACCAACUUCUUCGUGGUGUCGCUGGCCGUGGCUGACAUCGCAGUGGGAGUCCUGGCUAUCCCUUUCGCCAUCGCUAUCAGCACCGGAUUCUGCUCCAACUUCUAUGGCUGCCUGUUCAUAGCGUGCUUUGUGCUGGUUCUCACACAGAACUCCAUCUUCAGCCUGCUCGCAAUCGCCAUAGAUCGCUACUUUGCAAUUAAAUUGCCACUCAGGUACAACAGUUUGGUGACAAGCCAGCGGGCUCAAGGCAUCAUAGCCAUUUGCUGGGCUCUCUCAAUCAUCAUUGGUCUGACCCCAAUGAUGGGCUGGCAUGAAGUGUCCAACAGCACCAAGAGCACUAACAGCAGCUGCCAGCCCGGCCUGAUGGAGUGUUUGUUUAUGGAUGUGGUGACGAUGGAGUACAUGGUUUACUUCAACUUCUUUGCCUUUGUUCUAAUCCCACUCUUGUUGAUGCUUGCCAUCUACCUGUGCAUCUUUAUGGCAGCUCGCCACCAACUGAAGUUGAUAAAAGUGAAAGCAUUUCAUGGAGAAAAGUCACGCUCCACACUGCAGAAGGAGGUUCAGGCUGCUAAGUCUUUGGCCAUCAUUGUUGGGCUGUUUGCAGUCUGCUGGCUACCUCUGCACAUCAUUAACUGCUUCACCCUGUUCUGCCCUGAGUGCCGCCCUCCUCCUGCUUGGAUUAUGUACUUUGCCAUCAUCCUCUCUCAUGCCAACUCAGUGAUCAACCCCUUCAUUUACGCCUACCGUAUCCGGGAGUUCAGAAAGACUUUCCGUCGGAUUAUCUGGCGCCACAUCCUGGGCCGACAUCAGGUGUUAGAGAGUAGCGGCAGUGAUCGAAACUCUACACACAACACUUACAUGGACUCAAUCAGACUCAAAGCAAACAAGUUCAAAUUUAGCCUCUUCACAGUGCCCAUCAGAAGCAGCAGCUGUAAAAAUUCCAGUAAGCAUCCUGCUCAUAUCUCUCCUGUAGGGGGCGGCCUGGUAGCAAUCUCUCAACCUCCCCUGUCAGUCGUCAUCUCAAAUUGUCCUCAUGUAGGGACAUGUGCACUGAAAGCCCUCAGGCAGACUGAAAUCCCACUGGCCCAUCGUCUAUGUUUUGAAGAACAAGAGCAGGACUGCAUAGGAGCAGAAGUCCUGGAGGAAAAAGGAAAACAGAACCUCGUCUCGACCCAGGUCUCACCACUGUUCACUAACCAGAAAAGGAAGAAUUGCUUUUGUGAGCAGCAAAGAGUGUCCUGACAAAUACAGGAAGGAUAGAGAACUAAUUCAGGAGCAAAGCGAUCAAAUAUCCUCUGGGGAUUGGAGAGGAGAUGAGAGCAUGGAUAACAGAUAAUAGGCAAUAAAUGCCACUGAGAUAAAUUAAAUACACAGACUUUUUAUGUAAGCCGGAGGGACGAUCUAUAAAGGACUGCUUGUGGUCUGGAUCGCUCAAAGUGCCACUUCCCCUAGAAUGAAGAGGACAAUGAUUUAGAUAGAUGAAGCAGCUGACUCAUCUAUUGUUAACCUAAAGGUCCUUUGUUUGUCACAAACUGUUUAUUUUAGCUGACCAGACCACCAAAAA